This is a messenger RNA of Mesorhabditis spiculigera, 660 nucleotides long. The record is from the annotation of a GenBank genome assembly. NCBI's taxonomy places the organism in Eukaryota, Metazoa, Nematoda, Chromadorea, Rhabditida, Rhabditidae.
AUGCUCAGCGACCUUCGCUGGGUCGUCAAAUCUUUUGGCGAUAUUUUGAGCAGCAAGCGAAGAGCCCGUGUCCGGUCGAUCUGCCACCUGCCGUCGGGGCAAUUCCCGUUCGAACGGCAGCACUGCUCAAUUCGAGUCAUUUCCCCUCGACACUCGUCCGCCGAGCUGGCCCUGCAAUGGGCCCGAACAAGCAAGCCAGUCCGAACCUCGCAUCCGCGGUAUCGUACCGCUUCUGGAGCCGAGAUUACAGACUUCACACCCGUCGCCUGUACCUACGAUUCCAUCUAUACGAUAACGAAUGCGGAGACGAGGAGUGCCCGCCACUCGUGUCUGGAGGCUCGGUUUUAUGUCCGUCGUCCUGUGCUGCCAUUUCUCAUUCGCUAUUUGUUGCCUUCGAUUACCGUAGUCACCCUGAUAUGGGCCUCAUUUUUUGUGGCUAGGUCGAGCCUGUCACUGCGGUUUUUCCUGAAUUCCCACACUCCGCUGCUCAAUACGUACGAAAGAGCGCUGUCAAACGGGUUUCAAGCCAAGGCCGAUCAAUUGUCUCUUCGGGCAGCGAGGUGGGACCUGAUCGGCCGUUCCGCCACGCUACCAAUCUACGUUGUCUCGAUUCUCGUCUUUUUCGUGUGGAAUCUGUGGCUCAAGGAGGAAUGGGAGUCC